CUGUCGUCUGCUGGUGGCCUUUCACCUGACAGCCAUAAAUCGGGCCGUGCGAGCGCGGCGGCCUGGCGACCUUUACCGGCGGGGACGGGAGGGCUGCGGGGGGCCGGUCAGAGCCGGGCCUGAGGCGGCCGCUGCGCGCCCGGGCCCUACGGAGCGCAGCCGCCCUCAGGGCAGCUCCGCAGAGGUGGAGAACGGCGUUGAAGUCACAGCGCCUUGGAAAUGAUUUCAUCAUUAGGAGGAAUUGUGGACUGGAAGGACAGUGAAAAAUGCCUAAAAAGAAGACUGGUGCUCGUAAGAAAGCUGAGAACCGUCGUGAACGUGAAAAGCAGAUAAGGGCUUCAAGAGCCAACAUAGAUUUAGCCAAACACCCUUGCAAUGCUUCAAUGGAAUGUGAUAAGUGCCAAAGACGACAGAAGAACAGAGCUUUUUGCUACUUCUGUAACUCUGUUCAAAAAUUACCUAUUUGCGCACAAUGUGGAAAAACCAAAUGCAUGAUGAAGUCUUCGGACUGUGUUAUAAAACAUGCUGGUGUGUACAGUACGGGACUAGCAAUGGUGGGUGCAAUCUGUGAUUUCUGUGAAGCUUGGGUGUGUCACGGGAGGAAGUGUCUCAGCACACACGCGUGUAUCUGCCCUCUUGCAGAUGCAGAAUGUGUUGAGUGCGAAAGAAGUGUCUGGGACCACGGAGGCAGAAUAUUUGCCUGCUCUUUUUGCCACGAUUUCCUCUGUGAAGAUGAUCAGUUUGAACAUCAAGCCAGCUGCCAAGUUCUGGAAGCAGAGACAUUUAAAUGUGUUUCCUGUAACAGGCUUGGGCAGCAUUCAUGCCUGCGUUGUAAGGCAUGUUUUUGUGAUGAUCAUGUGCGAAGUAAGGUUUUCAAGCAGGAAAAAGGAAAAGAGCCUCCCUGCCCUAAAUGUGGCCAUGAAACUCAGCAGACAAAGGAUCUCAGCAUGUCAACACGCUCUUUGAAAUUUGGCCGACAGACUGGAGGUGAAGAUGCAGAUGGAGCUUCUGGUUAUGAUGCCUACUGGAAGAGCCUCUCCUCCAGCAAAGCUGGAGAAGCAGGUGACCGUGAGGAUGAGUAUGAUGAAUAUGAAGCAGAAGAUGAUGAUGAAGAUGAUGUUGAUGAGGGAGGGAAGGAUUCAGAUACUGACACCACAGAUGUAUUCAGCAAUUUGAAUUUAGGAAGGACCUAUGCUAGUGGGUAUGCACAUUAUGAGGAAUCGGAAGAUUAAGCUUAGUAUGCUGGCAACUAAAAAAACUUGGAAGGAGCCAAGCAGUGCUUCACUUGAAUGAUGUACAUGCCAGUAGGAUAGUUCUAUCAGGUACUUCCGUAUCAGAGUUAGAGAGUAAAGAGUAUGGAACUUCUGCAGUAACUCCAAGUGAGGUUUGGGGUUUGUUGUUUUUUUUUGUAUAAACCAAUAUUGAGUUUGGGACUGGGGAAGAAGACAAAAAUAUUUUUAUUCCGCUAAGCAGUGAAGCGGUUUUGUUCUUGAAUUACUGAGUAUAAUGGUUCAAUGCCAUUUUCUCCUAUCAACACAGGAAUGUGGGAGAGCUGUACAACUUGUUUCUAUUUGCUCAUUAGAAAAUAAGUUAUUUUUUACAAUAAUUUUGUUAACUGAUUUCAUAAAAUUAAUGUAGUGGUGUGUUGGUGACUGCAUUUUUUUGUUGUCUGCACAGUAAAAGUCAACUGCAUUCUUUAAUGAAUUGUCAUAAAUAUUGAUCUCCCUUGAAUAAUUGGAAAGCAGGUUGUAUACAAAGCGUAAAUUGACACUAAAAUAACUUGUUUAUAUAGGUAAGGCAGAUCAAUGUCGUUCUCUAUGUACUUGACCAUUACCUUUCCAGCAUUUUUAGUAUUGGAUAUUAAUCAGUGAGGCUAUAUGCAGUCAUUACAAGUGCACCCUGGAUAAUAAAAAAAUUUAUUGCAAUAAAAAUGUUGGUGCAUCCUC
This is a messenger RNA of Falco peregrinus (peregrine falcon), 1946 nucleotides long. RefSeq names its product zinc finger protein 330 (gene NOAZFP). Gene Ontology annotation, cellular component: nucleus. The coding region runs from base 267 to 1232 and encodes 321 amino acids. Gene Ontology annotation, molecular function: zinc ion binding. Lineage: Eukaryota; Metazoa; Chordata; Aves; Falconiformes; Falconidae. The record is from RefSeq and is a predicted model, not a curated record. The transcript has 10 exons.